Messenger RNA from Penicillium subrubescens, 1396 nucleotides. RefSeq lists its product as uncharacterized. The transcript has 3 exons. NCBI's taxonomy places the organism in Eukaryota, Fungi, Ascomycota, Eurotiomycetes, Eurotiales, Aspergillaceae. The coding region runs from base 1 to 1386 and encodes 461 amino acids. The record is from RefSeq and is a predicted model, not a curated record.
AUGACCUAUCUCCUCGAAACGAGCCCUCAACCGAUCCUUAAGCGCCCUCUGUCCCAGCAUUUAGGGCCGAGCCUAUCGGAACAGAGCGGGGAGAGAAAGGAUAAAAAGAAGAGGAAGAAAGAGAAGAGAAGAAAGGCCACCGCAGAAGAGCCCAUUACCGAACAGCCUACUGCUGAAGAGGCUCUUGCCGAAGAACCCGCGGCCCCAGAGCCCGCUACUCAAGAAUACCCUGCCGAAGAAUACCCUGCCCCAGAGCCCGCUACUGAAGAAUACCCUGCCGAAGAAUACCCUGCCCCUGAGCCUGCCGCCGAAGAAUACCCUGCCGAAGAAUACCCUGCCGAAGAGUACCCUGCCGAAGAGUACCCUGCCGAAGAGUACCCUGCCCCUGAGCCCGCUACGGAAGAAUACUUUGCCGAAGAAUACCCUGCCCCUGAGCCUGCCACCGAAGAACACCCUGUCGAAGAGCCUGCUGCUGAAGAGCCACUUCUUGAAAAAACCUUUCUCGAAGGAAAUUUCGCUGGAUUAUCAGCCCACAAUUUCUUGCGUAUCCAAGUCUCUGCUAAACAUUUGACAUUUGCCUCUCCGGUUUUUAAAAGACUACUGGCUGGAAGCUGGAAAGAAAGCGUUGCCUUUCUCCAAAAGGGUUCAGUUGAGAUCGUUGCUGAUAGCUGGGAUAUUGAAGCUCUCAUGAUACUGCUUCGAGCUAUUCACGGUCAACACUAUCAUAUACCUAAGAAGCUGACCUUGGAGAUGCUCGCGAAAGUUGCUGUUAUCGCAGACUACUAUGAAUGCGGAGAGACUUUGUGUUUUCUGACAGACGUGUGGAUUGAGAAACUGGAAGAGAAAAUUCCUGCUGCAGCUUCUAAGGAUUUGGUUCUAUGGCUUUGGAUAGCCUGGUUUUUCCGACUCCCUUCUCAGUUCAAGUUAUCGACAUCUAUUGCUAUGUCGCACAGCGAAGGUUCGAUUGAUAGUCUAGAACUUCCGAUCCCGAAAAGUGUCAUAGUUUCGAUAAAUGAAGGUAGAGAGAAGGCUAUCCACAAUCUGAUUCUCCUGCUUGAUGAAACACGCGAUGCCUUUUUGCUCGGCACGCGGGGCUGUCGUUUUGAGUGUCGCUCAAUUAUGUAUGGUGCUUUGACUAUGCAGAUGCAGUCGAACAAUCUACUCUCUCCAGAAAAAAAGGGCCCUUUUCCGAAUUUGAAUUACAGGUCUCUUGUGCAGGGUGUAAAAGCAUUCAAAUCACCAGAAUGGUAUGAUUCAUCCUCGAGAUACUCGAGCUAUGGAUCCAGCCAUGUGCAACGCUGCGCUGAAGCUUCCUUUGCAUCUAUUUUCGGAGGACUUGAAGAAUCUCUUGAGGGGCUGGAAUUGAGUCGGUUCACGAAUCAAUAGUUCAGUCAAU